Messenger RNA from Nothobranchius furzeri (turquoise killifish), 5711 nucleotides. It is a transcript of the gene kif14, whose product is annotated as kinesin family member 14. Gene Ontology annotation, biological process: microtubule-based movement. Lineage: Eukaryota; Metazoa; Chordata; Actinopteri; Cyprinodontiformes; Nothobranchiidae. The record is from RefSeq and is a predicted model, not a curated record. Gene Ontology annotation, molecular function: ATP binding; microtubule motor activity; microtubule binding.
AGCUCGGAAAAACCAGCCAAUCAGCGGCCACCGAAGGAGCCGAUUUGAAAUUGAAGCGGGCGAAGGCGGAAGCGAAGAGCAACAAUAACAAACAUAAGUAGCAAAGUUCUCGCGUUCAGACCUGUUAUUUUAUCCCAGUGGAGUAAUAUUUGCCUUUAUCUAAUUUCUUGAGCAGCAUUUGCUUUGUUUUUACACUAUUUUAGUUUCAUGCACUGUCGUAAUUUAGAAAAUCCACGGGUUUCGUUGUCGUAGUUACUUUGUUGGUUACAAUUUUAACAUCAUGUCGAUAUUUAGCAUACAGGCCAGAAAGCACACGGCGUUUUAUGACAAUUUAGUGUCGGCCUCGGUGUCCAGGACACCCGCGAGAGAGCGCCCAGCAGAGGCGACGGAAGCGAGUUUGGUCAAGAGGGACGCGUCAAGCGCAGAAUCCGCGUGUGAAGACAGCAGGUUAUCUGAUAGAAGCCGUCCGGUAAACAGGACUUACGUCAUCUCUGCGCUGUCAAAAAGCGGCGGCGGCCAGCAAACCGCUUACAGAAGCCGACUCACUUUGCAAAGAAGGUCGAGGAGGAAGACCGGGGCCGAGACGAGAGAGGACACAGUGGCCGAGAGCAGCCAGAACACCACUCCGGCUCCGCAGAAGAGGCUGACCCUGCAGCGCAGGACCAGGACUCCCUCCAUGAUGGAUAAAAGCAGCCGUGGGCAGCGUGGGGUCAGCGGCACCAACCAGCCAUCCACACCCAAAGUCCUGGGUGAACCAAACGGCAGGACACCUGCUUUAUUUAGAUCCACAAGCUUGAGAGAAACCGUCCCAAAGACAAAAGAAGCUGCGGCUCAUUUGGGGAGGUCGACGCAAACAAAGACGCCCUCUUUGAUUUCCUCCACAGCCAGGCAGCUGGAGGAGCCUGCUCAGACGUUUAAAACCCCCACCAAAAGGACUCCCUUUGAGAAAAUCGCCUCUAAGAGAGACGUUUUUGAAAAACUGGCAAACAGAGAAGCUCAAAAACUUGUGCCAGUCAAAUCUGCGAGUCUGGAAAGGCCCAGGGUGCAACAAGCUGAGGAGAUCAAACCGUUGCCAGCUCCUCGGGUCAGCAAGGCCUCCACAGGUGUGCAGGAGAGGAAGACGACCACCUCAAACUUGAAGGGAGAGGUGAUCCUGACCAGAACAUCCAGUGAAUCCACUCUUACCAGCGAGGUCCAGAGGCAGCAGGAUUCCUUUAAGAUGGAGAACAGCGCAGUGACUGUGGCUGUCCGUGUCCGUCCUUUCAGUGCCAGGGAGAAAACUGAGAAGGCCUCACAGGUCAUCUUCAUGAACGGUCAGGAGAUGAUCGUCCAGCAUCCGGAGUCCAAACAGAGCUACUCCUUCACCUAUGACUUCUCUUUCUGCUCUGUGGAUGACGGCGACCCUGCCUUCGCCAGCCAGAAGACGGUGUACCAGACGCUGGCUAAACCUCUGCUGUUCAGGGCCUUUGAAGGCUUCAACACCUGCUUGUUUGCUUAUGGACAGACAGGUUCUGGAAAAUCGUACACGAUGAUGGGCUUUGAGGAAGAGGCAGGGGUUAUCCCACGUUUCUGCCAGGAGCUUUUUAUCAAGCUGGCCUCCAUGGUGAACGAAGAGGUGAAGUGCCAUGUAGAGAUGAGUUACUUUGAAGUGUAUAAUGAGAAGAUCCAUGACCUGUUGGUAACCAGAGAGGAGCCGCACCAGAGGAGGAUGCCGCUGAGGGUGAGGGAGCACCCGGUCCACGGUCCUUAUGUUGCUGAACUCUCUGCGAAUGUGGUGAGCUCCUACACGGACAUUAAGGGCUGGCUGGAGCUCGGUAACAAGCAGAGAGCUACAGCAGCAACCGGGAUGAACGACAAGAGCUCCAGGUCUCACUCUGUCUUCACCUUAGUGAUGACGCAGACCAAGACGGAGUUUGUGGAGGGAGAGGAACACGACCACAGCAUCAUCAGCAGGAUCAACCUGGUGGACCUGGCUGGAAGCGAGCGCUGUAACUCUGCUCAGACCAGUGGAGAAAGACUCAGGGAGGGUGCUAGCAUCAACAAAUCCCUGCUAACACUUGGAAAGGUCAUCUCUGCCUUAUCAGAGCAGGCACUGACCAGGAAGAAGGUCUUCACCCCCUACAGAGAGUCGGUCCUGACUUGGCUCUUGAAGGAAAGCCUGGGUGGGAACUCCAAGACGGCCAUGAUUGCAACGGUGAGCCCGGCGGGCAGCAACGUGGAAGAGAGCCUGAGCACACUGCGCUAUGCUCAGCAGGCCCGCACCAUCAUCAACGUGGCGAAAGUCAACGAAGACACCAGCGCUAAGCUCAUCAGAGAGCUGAAGGCAGAGGUGGAGAAACUACGAGCGGCCCAGAUGAGCUCGCAGGGUGUCGAGCCACACAGAGUCAGGCUCUUCCAGCAGGAGAUCAGCACCCUGAAGAACAAACUCUCUCAGCAGGAGAGAGAGAUGGCGGAGGCCAACCGGGCAUGGAGGGAAAAACUUGAGCAAGCAGAAGUUCGUAAACAUGAGGAGACCAAAGAGCUGCAGAAAGCAGGAGUGACAUUCAAAGUGGACAACCGUCUUCCCAACCUCGUGAACCUGAACGAGGACCCUCAGCUGUCUGAGAUGCUUCUCUACAUGAUCAAAGAGGGCCGGACCACCGUUGGAAAACUCAAAGCAGGCUCCAUUCAUGACAUCCAGCUCACCGGGGCCCUCAUCGCUGACCAGCACUGCGUCAUAUCCAAUAUCCAUAACACCGUCAGCAUCACUCCUGUGGAUGAUGCAAAGACCUUUGUUAACGGGAACCUCAUCUCUGAAUCCACCGUCUUGCAUCACGGCGACCGCAUCAUCCUUGGUGGAGACCACUACUUCCGCUUUAAUCAUCCAGCAGAGGUCCAGUCUGGGAAGAGAGUGUCAUGCUGGACGAGUGCGAGCGACGGUCACAAAGACUUUGAGUUUGCCAAAAAUGAGCUCCUGGCAGCUCAGAGAGCCAAACUUGAGGCGGAGAUUGAAGAAGCUCAUUUAAAGGCAAAAGAGGAGAUGAUGCAGGGCAUUCAGAUGGCUAAAGAAGUGGCUCAGAAGGAGCUUACUAACCAAAAAACUCUUUAUGAGAACAGGAUCCAGGCUCUGGAGAGAGAACUGGAGGAGGAAAGUCAGAGGAAGCGUCUGCAGGAGGUGGACCAGCAGAAGGUGGCCACUCAAAUGAAGGAGCUUAAAGUGGCCAAGAUGGAGCUGGAAAAGGAGGUGGACACCCAAAAGAAACUCCUCCGUCUCCACAUGGAAGCACAAGCUAUGGAAGAACGUCGAGUGUGCCAAGCCAAGAUCGUCGAGGCCCUCGAGGCAGAAAAGAGGAAGAUCAGUCUGGAGCUGGAGGAGAUGCAGAAGAAAAAAGAUCUGAGGUUGAACAAAACGCCCCGAAAACCCUCUCCUCAGUGGGGUGCCAUGAAACUGUCCCUGAUGAUUGAAGAGGCCAAUAAGAUCAGUGUUAAACUGAAGAAACACACGGUCUUCAGCAGAUACGAGAGCUCAGAUCGUGAGAACCCGGAGCAGCCGGUGCUGCAGGUGCGGGUUCAGAACACAAAGCUGGGGAUCUCCACCUUCUGGAGUCUGGACAAGUUCCAGAACAACAUGGCUGCCAUGAGAGAGCUCGAGCAGGGGGAUCCCACCUCUAAAGAUGACGAUGUGUUUUACGACCCUGAUGAUGAGUGGGAGCAAGAUAUAUCAGCCUCCUCCGCCUCCUUUUCCCGUCGAAGGAGCCGGAGUCUUCUGAAAAGCAAGAGAAUCUCUGGGCGUCUUUAUGAGAUCCGGGUCCAUCCGAUCCAGAGCCUCAGCAGCUCGUCACACUCUGCUGGGUUGAUGGGUGUGGUCCAGCCUCCCUCCACCCACAGCAGCACCUCUGACCCUGCCAUGUCUGGCAUCUGCAAGGAGCUGAUUGGCCUAUCCAUGGCUCGGCUGCGCAGCGGGACAGAGGAGAGUCUGGCAGAUAGACUGAUCUCAGAUCUGAAUCAGCUAUUCGGGGCAGUCCAAAUAAUCUCUGACCUGUAUGAAAGUCUGGAUGAAGACAGUCAGGACAGCGUGUUUUCGGGUAACGUGUUGGCCCAAACCGAGCUGGUAAAGGCCACCACAGCCAUAGAGAGCGCUGUGUUUGCCACCGUGCGCUGGGCGGCCAGCAUCAAACCCUCAUCUGUGUUCUGCACCAUCACUGAAGAACUCAAGAGCCAAGUUAAGAAGAUGGGAGGAUUCUUCCAGAUGCUUAUUCAGGGUUGCGAAUCUGAGAUCACAUCCAUGGUGGUAGAAGCACGCAGGAUGAGCAGUCAGAGCCUGGAUGCUGCAGCAGCUGCUCUUGGCCACCUGGCAGUGGUGACGGGCAUGGCUUUGAACAUCACCAGGCUUGGCUCUCAGCCCACGGGCAAGAAAUCUGUGAUAUUUCCUUUGCUGAAAGGAACCAGUAAGGGUGUCGGCUCUCUCUUGGAGGAGAAUCUCACCGUCGCCAGGGAGAUGCUGAGAGAGGCUCAGCUGGCCUAUCCCAGAGCCCCAGUCCUUCAAAACCUAAAAUCCAAAGCGAUCGACAUGGCCCGUGCCCUGCAGAGCUACAUUCAUUGUCAUAUUUCGGAAAGAAAACCCGAGCUGGAGGAGGCACAGGGGGAGGAGGAGGAGGCUGCUCUCUUCCAGAGGCUGAUGGCUACAUCUACCAGAUUGUUUCAGCUGACCCAGGCAGUCCAACAGCUGCGUUCCUGUUUGUCUACAGCCCUGCGAGGUAAGGAGACUGACCUGAGCGGCUGCAGCGAGCUGAUCCCCUCUUCUGCUAAGGCUGUUGACCAUUUAAUCAUAGGUCCAUCUAAUGAUGGACCAGAGGCCCUGUCUCUGCAGCUUCCCUGUCUUCAGACCACGAUAUCUGCACGAGACGAGCUCCACGCUGCCCUGCAGUCCUUGUUCUCCUCCUCUUGGGUCCAUCAGGGGGCAGAUGAGAGCAGAAGUUCAACUGACUCAGAGAAAAGUAUAGAAAAUGACUUUUUUACCAAAGAGAGGGUUGAAACACACAGCACAGUCAGAAACCGGGUUGUGAGUAAGACUGUGUACUUCCUCUGUCCUGACGAGAAGAGCAGCGGUGGUCCACACUGGGUGUAAUGUUUCUGUCCUAAUAAAAUCUGCUUUUCUUACAAGUAAAAUAUGAUAACAGGAAAAAUGCAUGGUAUCUGACCGUAGAGGCUGGUGUAUUUCAUUCUUUCUGUUGUUUUGUUGACACAUGCAUGAGCUGAAGCUCAGAUUAUUAUUGUGUGCUAAACGGUUGAUGUUGUCUUGUAUAUUUUCAAUCUUCUACAGAAAGUUGUCUACAUGAUUUCAUUAAUUUUAACAUGUAUGACCAAUGUUUAGCAGCUUAUGCUUAGGAAAAGAAAAAAAUGGAAAACAAAUUUUUUCUGCAUGUUUUAUUUUUAUAUAAUAGUUUGUAUCUUGGAUUAAAUUUAGGAAACAUUUGUAUAUUUUAGUUUUUUUUAUAUUUAUGUAAAGAAUAUAUCACAUUUCUAUACUUUUAUAAAAAAAUGAUGUGCUGAAUUAUUAUAGCCACUUACACAAUUAGAAUUAACGCACGUGGAUUCUCAGAGGAUCAUAUGUGUCCUUUCAGGCUGUUCCUGGACCAUUCUCCAACAUUCUGGUGCCACAAACACAUACCCAAUGCUAUUUUAACUUUGAUCUCACCUGCUAAUAAAUGGGUAAUUAAACCAGCUGUUCU